UCAAUGGAUUCAUACUAGGUAGCUAAAAGUUUUGGAUGGUGUUUUGCAUUUUUUUCUUAGUCGUAGACCAAAAAGGAGAGUUCACUGCCGCUUCACUUCAUCGGUUACCGAAGACGGUGGUAUCAGUGUCUGAAUCAUGGGCAGCGAACCUGGUCCGGUGCAAAUCGUGACCGUAAGCAAGGAGGACCACUCCUUCUCCCUGGACACAGAGGCGUUGGGGCGGAUCCUGCUGGCACCGGAUGUGCGGGAGAAGCAUGUGGUGGUGCUGUCCGUCGCUGGGGCCUUCCGCAAGGGCAAAAGCUUCCUCUUGGAUUUCAUGCUGCGCUUCAUGUACAGGAAGCAGGCCGGAGAGGACUGGCUGGGUGGGGAGGAGGAGCCACUGACUGGGUUCUCCUGGAGGGGGGGGUCCGAACCUGAGACCACAGGGAUCCAGCUGUGGAGCGAGGUCUUCCUGGUGGAGAAGAGUGAUGGCACUGAGGUCGCAGUGCUGCUGAUGGACACCCAGGGCGCCUUCGACACCCAGUCCACCGUCAAAGACUGUGCCACAAUCUUCGCUCUCAGCACCAUGACCAGCUCCAUACAGAUCUACAACCUGUCGCAGAACAUCCAGGAAGAUGACCUGCAGCAGCUCCAGCUGUUCACAGAGUAUGGGCGUCUGGCCAUGGAUGAGAUCUUCCUGAAGCCCUUUCAGUCACUAAUGUUCCUCAUCAGAGACUGGAGCUUUCCAUAUGAAUAUGGCUAUGGCUUCAAAGGGGGCCGGGAAUUUCUGGACAAACGCUUGCAGGUGAAGGACUCUCAACAUGAAGAGCUGCAGACUGUGAGAGAGCACAUCUCCUCCUGCUUCACUUCAAUUUCUUGUUUCCUGUUGCCACACCCAGGGUUAAAGGUCGCCACCAGCCCCACCUUCAAGGGGCAGCUCAAGGACGUGGCUUCAGAGUUCAAGGAGGAGCUGCGCAACCUGAUUCCCACGCUCCUGGAACCGGACAGCCUGGCCGAGAAGGAGAUCAAUGGCAGCAAGGUCACCUGCAGAGGCCUGCUGGAGUACUUCAAGGCAUACAUCAAGAUCUACCAGGGAGAGGACCUGCCCCACCCCAAGUCUAUGCUGCUGGCUACAGCAGAGGCCAAUAACCUGGCAGCUGUGGCUGCCGCUAAGGACCAGUACUACAAGAACAUGGAGAAGACCUGUGGCGGAGAUCUCCCCUACGUCUCCCCAGAUUCCCUGGAGGAAAAGCACCACUUCUUCCUCCGCGAAUCCCUCCACCUCUUCACCUCCACAAAGAAGAUGGGGGGGCAGGACUUCUGCAAGCGGUACCAGGUGCAGCUGGAGGUGGAGCUGUCAGAUCUGUGGGAUUCUUUCAAGAAGCACAAUGAGUCCAAGAAUGUCUUCAGUGCUUUCCGGACACCUGCUGUGCUGUUUGUCCUGGUGUGCCUUCUGUACGUGCUGUCGGGCCUACUGCUCUUCAUCGGGCUGGCCACCGUCGCCACGGCGUGUGACUGUGUCCUGGGCGUGGCCAUGAUCGCCAUGCUGACCUGGGCCUUCAUCCGAUACUCGGGGAAGUAUCGCGGCGUUGGGAGCGCCAUCGACCAGGCCGCUGGUGUGCUUCUGGAGCAGGCGACAGUGGUGCUGAACAAGUCCAGAGGGCCGCCUGUUGCCCAACAGAAGAAAACCAGCUAGCUUCUCAACCCAGGAGAAGACAGCACAUCAUGCCCCACACAAGACAUCACGCACAGCACACAGAGCACAGCACAUCACAGCACACC
Messenger RNA from Megalops cyprinoides (Indo-Pacific tarpon), 1761 nucleotides. It is a transcript of the gene atl3, whose product is annotated as atlastin 3. Gene Ontology annotation, molecular function: GTP binding; GTPase activity. The transcript has 14 exons. Bases 137 to 1675 code for a protein of 512 amino acids. Lineage: Eukaryota; Metazoa; Chordata; Actinopteri; Elopiformes; Megalopidae. The record is from RefSeq and is a predicted model, not a curated record. Gene Ontology annotation, biological process: endoplasmic reticulum organization; protein homooligomerization.